ACAUAUGUACCAGUUUGUUCUACAAAUUAUUGUACGAUGGACGUGUUUUGGCUGUUUGCUGCUGUAUUAAUUACGGGAAUAUCCGCACAAAAUCGACCAACGAUAACUACACCUUCUGGUCAAAUCCAAGGCACUGUCGAAUCGUGCGGAUUAUUUUGCUCCUACUAUUCUUUUAAAGGUAUACCUUACGCGCAGCCUCCCGUUAAUAAUCUUCGAUUUCGAAAUCCGGUACCUCAUCCGGGAUGGAGUGGGGUUCGCGAUGCCAGCCAGCACGGAUCUUUCUGUCCUCAAUACGAACUUCUAACUUUGGAGAUCAUCGGUGACGAAGAUUGCCUGUUCUUGAAUGUUUAUAGUCAGGAACUGAUUGGACAACGGCCGGUGAUGGUCUGGAUCCAUGGCGGCGGUUAUAGCUCUGGAUUCGGAGAUGCAGAAGUGUACGACCCGCAAAAGUUAGUCCGAGAAGGUGUAGUAAUUGUAACUAUUAACUAUAGACUCGGUGCAUUAGGUUUCCUUAGCACAGGAGAUGAGCAUGCUCAAGGAAACUGGGGCCUCAAAGAUUGUAUAGAAGCGCUUCGGUGGGUACAACGAAAUAUUGCUGCAUACGGUGGCAAUCCAAACGACGUUACCAUAAUCGGGAAUUCAGCUGGAGCUUCCUUGGUACACUUUUUGUACCUUUCCGACAUGGCAAAUGGUUUGUUUCAUAAAGCGAUAGCUCAAAGUGGAACAGCAAUAGUACCAUUUGCCUUUCAAACCAAUCCUAGAUUUUAUGCUGAUAGAUUGGCUAACUUCUUCGGCCUAUCAAGCGAUAGUGCAAAUUACGUAGACCAGCUUAGAAUGCUUCCAGCCAGUAGUUUCAUUCCGUUUCAAGAGGCUUUGCUGACGAUACCAGUUCCGAGAUUCUUGCGGGCAUUGGAUUUUGCGCCUACUGUUGAACCAGUAAACUCUCCAGAACUUAGAGCGCUGACUACUGAUCCGAUGAGCUUAAUGCAAACACGACAACAUACUAUUCCUUUUCUCAUGGGUUAUAACGAUCUUGAAGGCUCUUUCUUCACUACCGUAGAGUUUGCGGUUGAUCAAACUGUUUUCGCACAGUUCAACGCCAAUCAUGAUUUGUUUGUACCCUUUUUCUGGAACAUUUAUACCGCAUCUCCAACCUCUGCAGCAGUCAGCAGUGCAUUCCGCCAACACUACUUCAAUAACCAGCAAUUGAGUCUCGCCCUAUUCUUCGAAUGGAGUCGAUAUUAUGGAGAUCAUAUGUUCCUAUUUCCUAUUCACUACACGGCUCAAGUUCACGGCCAGAGCCAAGCGCCGGUUUACUACUAUCAGUUUUCGUACGAUGGAGAUUUAAAUCUGUUCAAGAAAUCUCUCGGCAUAACAGAUCCGGGUGCGACUCAUACCGAUGAAAUUCCGUAUCUGUUCGAGUUGGCUGAACAAAUGGGAGCACAAAUUCCACCUGAAAGCCAUGCGUUCACCGUUAGCGAUCGAAUGGUACGAAUGUGGACUAAUUUUGCUAAAUAUAGCGAUCCAACACCGAAUUUUGACCCGUUAUUGCAGAAUUUAGAAUGGCCGACAGUACAGGAAAGUGACGAUGGCAUUUCGAUUAUGGAUAUCGGACAAAACUUGAUGAUAACGGAUGCAUCGACAACAGAGACAUUCCGGCUGUGGCAUCACCUACAAGACCAAUAUGCAACCAAUCCAUUUUCAUGAACUUCAAUUAUUAGAAAACCAAAUCUAAAAUCGUACCAUUAAUAAACUCAAUUUGAACGUUUUGGAGAA
Molecule: messenger RNA, 1776 nt
Organism: Aedes aegypti (yellow fever mosquito)
Lineage: Eukaryota; Metazoa; Arthropoda; Insecta; Diptera; Culicidae
Product: carboxylesterase 5A
Exons: 2
Coding region: 37-1707 (556 amino acids)
Source: RefSeq, a predicted model, not a curated record